Messenger RNA from Chinchilla lanigera (long-tailed chinchilla), 1782 nucleotides. RefSeq lists its product as uncharacterized. The transcript is spliced from 2 exons. Bases 149 to 769 code for a protein of 206 amino acids. Lineage: Eukaryota; Metazoa; Chordata; Mammalia; Rodentia; Chinchillidae. The record is from RefSeq and is a predicted model, not a curated record.
UCCUGUUGUCCAGUGGACAAGAGAACAAUUCUUUGAAAAAUUAUACCUAAUCAAGAACUCCUAGUGACUGAUCUGUUUGCUUCCUUUGUUUAUGUGCUUUAGAAAGGUUGAUUCCCUGCUAAGAUUGUAGUUGGGCGGUCGGUCAACCAUGUCUGAAUGUGUAACCAAAAUAGCAACUUCACUGUAUCUAAGCAAAAACUGUUUAACUUGCCAAGUUUCAUAUGUAAUUGCAAAAGCAUAUAAUAAAGAAAACAUUUCUCUGUGUCAGAGGAGCCUUGCUCCCCUGUGCCACCAGAAGAACCUCUGGUGCCUGUGUUGUUUGUCUGUUUGCCCGUGUCAUUCCCUCCUGCAGGAAUCUCCUGGAUCUGCUGUGGCCGGACUGUGGCAAGCUGGCACCGGAGUACAGGGACCUGACAGGAUGCAGAAACACCUAUUUGGAUUUCAGAGUGGCUGGCACGACACCAUGGAUCAACCACGCAGACCACCGACUCCAAUGCCCUACCCCCUGCCAAGGGAACCUCUGCCAACACCUCCAGGGACACCACCUUUCCUGUUCCAUGCCAAACUGGAAUCAUUGAUCCUGCCUCUGAAGAGGAUGCAACUCCAGAGUGAUUCCUCCUCACACCGCACUAAAUCCCACUACAUAACUGCAUGUGUUCAAUCCCUCUUUGUGCUUUUAAUAGAUAAAGGCAAAGGGAAGCUUAACAUUAUCCGGAGUGCUAAUGGUACUGGAGAAUACAUCAUGUCAUCUGUAAAAGUUGUACUUUAACCAAUUGUAUUUCCACUCUGCUACUGGAUGAAACUGUGUUUAUAUUACAACAACCUCCUUUUACUCAAAUGUCAUGCUGAAUAUCAGUGGAUUUGUGUCACUCCCUUAAAAUAUAAUGAAACCUUGUAUACUUGGGAAAGAACUCAAAUGCAUCUUACGGGCGUAUGGAAUAAUAGUGAUAUUAGUUUAGAUCUUUCCCCUUUGCAUCAAAAAAUACAGGAUAUUUCUCAUUCAGGAUCAUCUCUCCUCCCCACUUCUGAAGUGGCAUCUGAUGUGCCACUGAUAAAAUUAAAACCUUUGUUCAGCAUCAUAACUUUAUGACAUUUGUUUACAAUGUUGCCAUUAUUGGAGGAAUAGCUGUGAUCCUUGUUGUUCUCCUUCCAGUCAUCAUCCGAGCCCUCUUCCGAGGAAUUCGAUCUGCACAGAUAGAUACCAAGACACUCCAAUUAAAUGUAAAAAAAGGGGAGAUGCCCGAGACCUUCCAGUGCCAGUUCCUUGACAAAGUCAGGACUGGCAGCAGGUACCUGCAAAGCAGGGACCGCAUAGGAUGGGUGUGCAGCCUCUCUCUCUCUCUACUCUCUAUUAAUCAUAGCUUUCCAGAUAUGCAUUGUGCCAUUGAUAAAGGAUGGUUGGGAACCUGAAGGAUCAGAACUGAAAGUAGUUAAGGAAUCAGAACCCAGGAUGAAAGGCACCCCCCUCCAACCCAGGAUGGAAAGGGGAAGUAAAAGCCACCACAGAGAUUUGCUUCAGUCCCCUACCUCCUGUGUGGCAAUGCUCACGCACAAGAAUGGGAGGAGAGCGCUGCACGGGUCUUGUGCAUGGGAAAACAUUAGGUGAACGCCCUGUGUGUGCUGGACUGGCUCUAGAUGGAGAUAUUGCAAAUGUGGGUCCUGUUGUCCAGUGGACAAGAGAACAAUUCUUUGAAAAAUUAUACCUAAUCAAGAACUCCUAGUGACUGAUCUGUUUGCUUCCUUUGUUUAUGUGCUUUAGAAAGGUUGAUUCCCUGCUAAGAU